Messenger RNA from Linum tenue, 147 nucleotides. The record is from the annotation of a GenBank genome assembly. Lineage: Eukaryota; Viridiplantae; Streptophyta; Magnoliopsida; Malpighiales; Linaceae.
AUGGCAAUGCAGUGGAGUUCAACUCUGUUUGUGCUCCGGAUUGUUUGGUUGGCGCUUUUUGGAUGGGUCUCGUCUUGCUUGACUGUCGCCGACGAGGUUGCCCACUCCCUGAGAACUGGAGAUAUUGGCCCAUUCAUUAUUGGCUGA